Molecule: messenger RNA, 786 nt
Organism: Fragaria vesca subsp. vesca
Lineage: Eukaryota; Viridiplantae; Streptophyta; Magnoliopsida; Rosales; Rosaceae
Exons: 2
Coding region: 53-529 (158 amino acids)
Molecular function (GO): acyltransferase activity, transferring groups other than amino-acyl groups
Source: RefSeq, a predicted model, not a curated record
AAAUAAACAGUUCCAUAAAGAACGCGUUUGAAAACUGAGAAACUAUUUGUAAAUGGCGGCCGGGGACAUUGUGGAGCUCCAAAGAAACUCUCCCAAGUGGGUAACGGUAGUGGAAGACAUCGUGAAACUAGAGAGGAAGAUCUUUCCCAAACAUGAAUCCCUUGCUAAAAGCUUUCAUGAAGAACUGAAAAAGAAGAACAGUGGGUUGCUUUACAUCGAGGAGUUAGAUGGUUCAGUUGCUGGCUAUGUCAUGUACUCUUGGCCUUCUUCCCUCUACGCCUCUAUCACGAAGCUCGCAGUGAAGGAUAGUUGCAGGAGGCAAGGCUAUGGAGAGGCUCUGCUGACAGCAGCCAUUCAGAAAUGCCGAACCCGAAAAGUGGGGCGAAUAUCACUUCACGUUGAUCCUAUGAGAACUCCCGCCAUGAAUCUUUACAAGAAAGUCGGUUUCAAAGUUGACAACCUCAUACAAAGUUACUACUCGUCGGAUCGGAAUGCCUACAGACUAUACUUGGAUUUUGAUGCCAGCUAGUGAAAUACAGGUCGAAAUCUUCUCCAUGUUCAAGUGAUUUUAUUGCUCAAAACAUUUCUUUACCCCUAAUAUGAGAUUAAGGAUUAACCAUGCAUUUAUAAAGGACCCUAACAAUUACUAGAUGUCAAUGUCUGCAAUAGGAGAGACUUUGAAGUAUGAACACAUAAUAACAUAUAAACUGAAUCUCAUAACUCCUAACUUUCAUGUAAUAAAGCUCUGAAGCCUUCCUGGAUGAUGAAUUGUAGAAUCCCUUCAAC